Messenger RNA from Danio rerio (zebrafish), 2128 nucleotides. It is a transcript of the gene otud5b, whose product is annotated as OTU deubiquitinase 5b. Lineage: Eukaryota; Metazoa; Chordata; Actinopteri; Cypriniformes; Danionidae. Gene Ontology annotation, biological process: cell differentiation; negative regulation of cytokine production. Gene Ontology annotation, molecular function: cysteine-type deubiquitinase activity. The record is from RefSeq and is marked validated.
GUGAAAAUCGCAUUGUGGUUUGUUGAUGUUUGUGUCAAACUCUCGGUCGUUCGUUGUUACUAAAGAAAAACCUCGAAACCGGAGGAAUAAAGUCGAACUGUGGUGAUUGUAGCAGUUCACUGACACCUCGUAUUAUGCAACUAUACAUGCGGCGAACAAACUGUUCAUAAAAAAUCAAAACGGCCGUUUAUUCUAUUGCGAACUCGCAACAACACAAAUCACCGCAAGCUGGCCAGCGAUGACAAUCCUCCCGAAGAAGAAACCGGUGUCCGCAGGCGGUGGCGGUGAUCACACGGACGAACCGGACAGAAGAGGUGGCUCUGAGACGCACCCUCACCCCCUCGCGGGACGACCGGGGUCCCGAUCAAGGGCCUCUCCGCCGCCGUGGACAUACCAGGCCACACCGCACACUUCCAGAGAGGAGCGGCGGAUCGAAGCAAGCGCUCGCCCGCAGGCGGCCUCCCCGCAACCUGGUAUCGCUGGAGCUCCGCUCGUGCAGUGUGAAGGAAGCGCGAACUCGGGAACUCGGGUCGAGUUACCGUGCGGAGCAGGCGGUGUCGGAAGCUGCUGCUCGGGACCCGGACUCAGCAAGCGCAGACGGCAAGCGGUCUGCUCCAGCGGUUUGACAGGUGGAGGAGGGAGAGUGGGCGGCGGAGGAGGAGGAGGCGGGAGUCCAGCGUCCGAACCCGAGGAAGGAGCUGGAGGAAACAACAGUGAGGAUGAGUAUGAGAAUGCGGCCAGACUUCAGCUUGUGGACCCCGCCACAGCCGAGCAGCAAGAAGAAUGGUUUGAGAAAGCAUUGAGGGAAAAGAAAGGCUUUGAAAUAAAAAAAAUGAAGGAAGAUGGAGCGUGUCUUUUCAGAGCAGUUGCUGAUCAAAUAUACGGGGACCAAGAUAUGCACGAUGUGAUACGGAAGCAAUGUAUGGAUUAUUUGACAAAAAAUGCAGAUUACUUCUCCAGUUACGUCACCGAGGACUUCACCACAUACAUUAACAGGAAGAGGAAGAACAACUGCCAUGGAAACCACAUUGAGAUGCAGGCCAUGGCAGAAAUGUUCAACCGACCGGUGGAGGUUUACCAGUAUGGCAUAGAGCCAAUUAAUAUUUUCCAUGGCAUCCAAGAGAACAAUGAUGAUCCAAUACGUGUCAGUUACCACAAAAACAUCCAUUAUAACUCUGUGGUGAAUCCAUACAAGGCCAGUGUCGGGGUCGGGCUGGGCCUGCCCUCCUUCAAACCAGGGUUUGCUGACCAGUGUCUCAUGAAAAAUGCUAUAAAGACAUCUGAAGAGUCUUGGAUUGAGCAGCAGAUGCUGGAGGAUAAGAAGAGAGCAACAGAUUGGGAGGCCACCAAUGAGGCCAUCGAGGAGCAAGUGGCUCGUGAGUCCUAUCUGCAGUGGCUUCAGGACCAGGAGAAGCAAGCAAGACAGCCUCGUAAAGCUAGUGCAACCUGCAGCUCUGCCACUGCCGCCACAUCCAGUGGUUUGGAGGACUGGGGUUGUCGGUCCCCUCGUCAGCGUAGCUCUGCACCCUCUCCAGAACAUCCAGGCCCGGCUCAUGCUGAACCUUCUGUCAAACCCCCGUCCCCUGCUGGAGCUUCGCUGGUGCUUCCCAAACCCCCUUCACCAUGUGCCCCGGGUCCAAGUCAUCAGUCUUCAGCCAACUCUUCUCUGGUGUCUCUCUACCCAACCCUGGGCUACAGGACUCUUAUGCAGGACAUGUCACCUACUGCCUUUGGUUUAACAGAUUGGGAAGACGACGACGUGCUGGCCUCAGUUUUGGCUGCUUCACAACAAGAAUACCUCGAUAGCUUGAAAAAUGCAAUGCACAGAGAAUCUUCUCCAGACUGCAAUUGAUACAUUGGACAGCACAAACCACAGCUGCGUUUCUCUGUUUUAACAUCAUGCAAUGUUUCUUCCUUUCCUCUGUUUCAAUACCACUCUAUUCUGAUCUUUCUCCAUCGUUUUUUGCUAACCUACUUUCCUUAAUUUCAUUAAACUUCAUGGACCUAGUUAGGUGCAUGUUUAAAUCAACAUUGUAAAAUUAAUAUUGAAAAUAUCAUCUCAGCUGUUUAUUAUAAUAAUCGGGUGUUUUCAUUAUUUGAGAAGAAUAAAUUAUGCUAAUUAGUACAA